UCCCUUGGAAGUCAGAUAAAAAUCGAUAAAAAUGAUUACACAAAAAAUAGACAAGCAUAUAAUGAGUAAAUUUGAUGAGAAAAUACAUUUAAGCAUCCACAGCCAUACGGUCCCACAACAUGAUACAGAAAAACUGCAAAUAACUACAGGAUUAAGAUGAUUUAAAGCAGGUAAGUAUUAAGUAGAUUUUUAAAUAUUGUUUCUUUAUGCUUUUGAAACCUCAUUGUGUCAAUCUUCAACAUUCCUGUUAUUAAUAUUACAUAAAAAUAAGGCUGCUACGUGUGACCCAGGGGAACUUGCAAGGCUUUUGGGGGUUAAUAUUCUUUCUUUUAGCUUGAAAUUGACUUAUAACAGAACACUGUUUGAAAUCUCACAGUUAGGUGCACUCAAGUUCAAUCAUAUGAGUUAAGAUAAAUUAGUAAAGUCUAAAUUGUCAGAAGCUGCCUUGUGAAUUUAAUACCACAUUUUAGCCAAAUAUCUGAAGUCAGACCAACACAAAUAGACCCUCCACCCAGCAGGAAAACAAUGCUCACUGCAUGACAUAUGGAUACGCAAGCAAAGCCACAUCACGACUGCAGUACAAAACCACCGAAGCAAAUUCCACUAACCCAGAAAAGAACCUGGAAAAGCCAUCCUUACAAAGAAAUAAAAACUUCAUUUUAAAGCUAAUGGCGGUUUCUGGAUAGAAUCUGGCAGUGCUCUCCAAAGUUUGACAGGACUGGAUAAACUCUAUACACAUGUCGAAGUGAUCCAGUGGUCGGUUUCCCACACUGGACAGUUUGAGGCUGUGGGAAUAACAUGAUGUCCAGCAGUGUGUGUUUUCUGCUGUCUCUUCCCAUCACAGGCCCACACAGACCUCUGGGGAUCAGGGAUAAUGUUGGGAAUCCGGCCAGAAGUUCAUUAUACAAAUUAACAAAAAGCAUUUAGGCACAGGAAGGCAACAUUGAGAUUUACUAGGCUAGUCAAGGGUCUGGUCCUUUCACCUUGCUUAUUUUCCUCAGAGUCAGGACAUAAAUCUGCCAUAUGGAGCAGUUCUGUUUAGUAAGUGAAAAGGCACUUCACAUAAGUAGACCACUAUUCUCAAUUAGGAACUUUCAGGUCAAGCUUUAAUAAAGCAAAUCUGGAAGUUCUUGAUGUGAUCAGGAUACUUGACUGGUCUUGUACUUUAUAUAUAUAAAAAAAGCUAUACAAAGCAACCACAGAUGCUACCUUUAUGAUGCUAAUGUGCAUCAUUGAGCAGAUUAACCAAUUCAACAACGGAUUAUGAAAUUAGCCACUAGUUAUACAUGUACGUAGGAUGCUACUCAGUGAAGCAAGUGAAAAAGACGACUUACCGAUACGAUAGCAGGAAACUGAAUGAUACAAAUGACGAUGUAAAAUAUUUAGAAAUUAUGUUGACUUACUGGCAACUUAGCUGGUGUCAUGCCAACAGCAGGUAAACCGGCUAGCAGGUUGCCUAUAGUGGGCGAUGCGGCUAACAAGCUAACUAACCUACCCCCGCUUCCAAACGUUACUUUAUCAGUAAAAAACACACGGCUUCAGAAUCAAGAUAGCCUCACACGAAAUGUAAAAAGCAACCCUUAGAAAUAGGAUACACAGCAACAGAUGUUUGCUCGAUCCUUACCCACUCCUCGUUAGCCUGCUAUGGUGGCCACACAGGCGAAGAGGCUAGCACCAGCGAUAACAAGCAGCUAAUCACAACUAAAUGAUGCAACGUAAAAAAGACGGAGCGUGUCCGGCCCUAAGCUCUCAAACAACGAUGUAUGUGGAGAGAUGAAGUCCAUAAUUUCUGGCCUGCACAUGAAAUUUGCAGAGAGAUCAUGGAAUGAAACAUUUCAGCUGGUCAGAAGAUGCAUGGACAAAUCCAGAGAUGAAUCCAAACCCUGUGAGCCACUGGUUAGAUCCCUGGAAAGGCUCCAGGAAGUAUUUAAUGUGACAACUGUGAACACCAUGAGGUCUCGUCUGGAAAUGAUUGCCAAACAGCAAGGGUUGGGAUUUCACAUCACAGACGCCUCAUGUUACCUCACAGCAGAUUUAUUCUACCUGGAGGCAGUUUUGAUGCCGUGUGGUGGGGUGGAGGAGGUCAAGGUGGCCCUGCAUGGAGGACUCCCAGUGUCCAGUGAGUCCUUUCUUCGGCUGUUAAGGUCAAAAGAUUUUCCUAAGUUCUCUAUGAAGCUGGGAGACCUCUUCAACCAGUACAACAUCCCUGGAGACAAAGAAUUAAAAUUCAAGUUGUUUAAAUCGUUACAACAUCUUAAAAAAGAUUUGCAGCAAAUCUCACAUUUGUUAAGGACAUCAAGAAACUCCAAUGCUCAGUCGGACAUGAUAGUGGCUGGAAAAGACGAUUCCCCUUUGACUAUCCAGUUCUAUGUGGCAAACACUCAACUGAAAACAUCAGAUUCAGAAACACCAGAUCUGAAGCCACUGGUCCAGGCGGCCCAGGUAACCGUGGGUCUCCGUGACGAGACUCACCAGCUUCAAAUGGCAUCGGUGAUCCUACAGCCCCCACAGCUGGACGCCCACGGCUCUCCUGUGUUCAAAGCUCUGGAUCAGACGCCAUGUGAGCCACUGCCUGCCUGCUUCCUGCUAAAACUGCAGCCUCCAAUACCAAUGAUGUUGGCUUUUGUGCACAAGCUCGGCCAAAUUACAGACAUGGUCAUACCAGAUGUUGACCUGCAGUGGGCACCCUUCCCCAAGCUUCUAAUGACAGGUUCACUGAGUGCAAACAGCCAGUGGGAGACGUUAGAUGAGCAGGAUAUCAUUUUUGCAGCGCCACUUCCUGGUGGUGUGAUGCACCGUUAUGUCUUCCCUGGAGCCGCAUGGGAAGCGCCUGCCCGACAAGGAGCCGUGGUGGAUAACAUUCCCUUCACCCAUCCCUCCCAUGUGCCUGCCAUACUGGAUCUGCUGCGCCAUCAGUGUGCCAUCAACACCCUGCUGACGAGCCUUGGCACCUCCCACUGUGAAAACCCAGGUCUGGCCUGUGAUCUGCAUUUCGAAAUCCUUCCAGAGUCCGACACCAGUUUUUCUGUGACCUUCCACCCACCGAACUCAGAUUCCCUUGCCGUUUUGCUGGUCAGCGUCCCUGAUCCUCGUCAGAUUACCUGUCACUUGUUUGGUGUGGGAUCAGCUGAUCUCUCAUUGGAUGAAUACGUCUCUGUUCAUUUGAAGAGGUACAUGUCCAUUCCUGUCGCACUGAGGGCAUUGUACAGUAAACUGGAGGAAAUCACCUCUGCCCCAGUUUCCACAAGCCACCCGGCCGCCACAGAAGCCCAAAAUGACCAUCCGGCUCCCUUGAACCCCGCUGUGAUGGACACUAACAGCGCCUUGACCACAUUCUCCCACAGUGCAGCUGUGCCAGGGGACAGCUGUGGAGGCUCUGGAUCAGCCUGCUAUGCUACGCCUGCAGCCAAAUCUGAGCUUCUUCCUAAAAUAAGUCCAAAUCCUCCCGUCAGCCCGUAGCCGUUACCUCCCGUGGCCGUGUUUUCAAAAUGGACGACGACAAACUUUCAGAAUUAAUUUGAAACUGUAAAGCUAAGCCUUUUAAAAUGUUUGAUUUGUAGAUGUGAGUACAUGUUUUGGUAAAGCACUAGUUUUAGAUCGACAUAGCCAUCAUGUACAGUCGCGGCAAAAAUUAUUAGACCAUCAAAAGUCAUCCAAAACGAUGGUUAUGCAAUCAAGUACUAACUCCUGUGUGUAUCAUGUGACUAAAACAGACACAAAAGAAAACAUG
Messenger RNA from Sphaeramia orbicularis (orbiculate cardinalfish), 3730 nucleotides. It is a transcript of the gene med1l, whose product is annotated as mediator complex subunit 1-like. Gene Ontology annotation, biological process: cellular response to thyroid hormone stimulus; regulation of transcription by RNA polymerase II. The transcript has 17 exons. The coding region runs from base 1774 to 3459 and encodes 561 amino acids. Lineage: Eukaryota; Metazoa; Chordata; Actinopteri; Kurtiformes; Apogonidae. Gene Ontology annotation, molecular function: nuclear retinoic acid receptor binding; transcription coregulator activity; nuclear thyroid hormone receptor binding. The record is from RefSeq and is a predicted model, not a curated record. Gene Ontology annotation, cellular component: mediator complex.